Molecule: messenger RNA, 472 nt
Organism: Ipomoea nil (Japanese morning glory)
Lineage: Eukaryota; Viridiplantae; Streptophyta; Magnoliopsida; Solanales; Convolvulaceae
Product: MLO-like protein 1
Exons: 5
Coding region: 11-472 (153 amino acids)
Biological process (GO): defense response
Cellular component (GO): membrane
Source: RefSeq, a predicted model, not a curated record
AACAACAUACAUGGCCGGAGGGGGAGAAGGAGAAGUAACCAACUUGGAGCAGACGCCCACCUGGUUUGUUGCUCUCGUCUGCACCGUCAUCGUUGCCAUCUCUCUUGCUCUUGAAAGAAUUCUUCAUUAUCUUGGAAAGUUUUUGCUCAAGAAAAAACAGAAGCCUCUGUUUGAAGCCUUACAGAAAAUUAAAGAAGAGUUGAUGCUGUUGGGGUUUAUUUUUCUGCUCCUCACUGUGUUCCAGAAUAGUAUUCUCAAAAUUUGCAUCUCCAAGCACAAGGCGGAUAUAUGGCUUCCCUGCAAAAAGAGCGAUGAUGACACUCACGCCGCCGAGGGGCUGCCGGCUUCCACUUCGCACUUCCAGACGGCUCUCACUUUCGUCUCUUCAUUUCUUCCUCCCACCGGAGCAACGCGCCGCCUUCUCUCUGAAUCCAGCAAUGCGCAGUACUGUCCCGACAAGGAGAGGAGAUAG